GUUAGAUUUAACUGCUCACUCCGUCUGAGCGUGCAUUGCGCGUCGCGUGUAAACAUCGCGUGGUUUGAAGUGAAUUUUAAAUUACGAAUUAAUCGUCAUGGCGUCUGUUGCAACAUUAGUUCAGCCGACGGGGGAGAUGUGGAAGAAAAUUCGUGUUGAAUUGAAUGAAGAUGUUAACACGAGAGAUCAAGACCUCACAGCGAUUAAGGAAUGGCUCCGGAAACAGCCAUAUUUACCUGACGAAUGGGACGAAGGUCGGAUCAUGACCUUCCUUCGGGGCUGCAGCUUCUCUUUGGAGAAAUGUAAGAAGAAACUCGACAUGUACUUCACUAUGAGAGCUGCUUGUCCAGAAUUCUUCACCAACCGGGACAUCAACAGACCAGAACUUCAAGAACUAAUAACCAAAGCACAAGGAGCUCCUUUACCGGGAUUGACUCCAGAUGGGCGGCGAGUCACAAUAUGUCGAGGUCUUGACAAGAACAUUGACCCCGAACAAUUGAAUAACAUAUUCAAAAUCGCACUAAUGAUUGGUGACGUCAGACUUAAGGAAGAACUGGAGGGAGUGGGAGGUGACAUUUACAUCCUGGAUGCGUCGGUGGUCACGCCAAGUCAUUUAGCGAAAAUAUCACCGUCUUCUAUCAAGAAAUUCUUAAUUUGCGUACAGGAAGCCUAUCCUGUCAAGCUAAAACAAGUGCACGUUGUACAUACAUCGCCUGUCAUCGAAGCAUUAAUAAAUUUCAUCAAGCCGUUCCUUAAGGAUAAAAUCAAGAACAGAAUUUUCGUCCACUCCGACAUAAGUACGCUGCAUGAACACGUACCCAAAGAUAUGCUUCCGGAAGAAUAUGGCGGAAAUGGAUGUUCCCUUGAUGAAGUAAACGAAGCGUGGAUGAAGAAACUACAGGAUUACACGGAAUGGUUCAAAGAACAGGAAUCAGUCAAAGCAAAUGAAGCCCUCAGACCUGGGAAACCAACCAACUACGAUGAGCUAUUUGGCAUCGAUGGUUCCUUUAGACAGCUGUCAAUUGAUUAAUUAAAAACAUUAAUUUUCAAGGGGUGACUGUCAAACAAUACGAUGUCUUCUUUUUUCGAAUAUCAAAUCAACGGUGAGAGAAAGAGAUAAUUGUUUAACUAAACGUUUUAUAUGUAAGGUCGUAAAUAUCUGUGCUUUAUUCGGGUUAUAUAUUAAUUAAAUUCGACUGGGAGGUUUAUUUCAAUUGUGUUACGCUUUAAUAUACUGUUAAUUAAAUUGUAAGCUUAUAACUUCGUCUUAUUUUAUUCGUUUCAUUUUAAAAUAAAACUACUUUGGUAAAGUCAAUUGCCACAAAUUAUUAAGACAAGACAAGACAAGGCUGUAU
This is a messenger RNA of Nymphalis io (European peacock), 1355 nucleotides long. RefSeq names its product alpha-tocopherol transfer protein-like. Gene Ontology annotation, cellular component: membrane. The record is from RefSeq and is a predicted model, not a curated record. Gene Ontology annotation, molecular function: phosphatidylinositol bisphosphate binding. NCBI's taxonomy places the organism in Eukaryota, Metazoa, Arthropoda, Insecta, Lepidoptera, Nymphalidae. Bases 98 to 1030 code for a protein of 310 amino acids. The transcript is spliced from 8 exons.